AUGCCAGAGCGUCACGGGGAAGGAAACGGCGAGAAUGGGACGAGUCCCGCGUCUACAGUGCCGCAGGGACUUACUCGGGCGAGAGCGAGGUGGGUGUCCCGUAGUGGCCAACCCGCUGCGACUUGCAGAAGACUGGAGGAAACGCGGCGACCAAAGCCGAGACUUGACAGUGAGGUGAAAGAUGUGCUGCUGGAGGGAGAGUUGGAGGUCGAGCUGAUAAGACUGAAUGAUUUCCUUCGGGAGCAUUGCGGCCCCAGGGCAGUUGUCGAUGAAGUCCACAAUGUGUGGUUAGGAGUGUUUCUUAUGGAUCCAGAUGCUUACGUGCAGGAUCAGCAGCUGCUUGGACAAAUUCUUGAUUUAGAAGUGUACCAAUUGUUGCAAAGGUCACAGAAGCUUGUAAUGGAUACGAUGAAGCUUCAUGAAAGGGGCGUGCACCGUCUUGAACAAUGGUGGGGCUUUGAACGCAAGGAUAUGUGCACUCCUCUUGCAAGGCUAAAACUCGAUUUGGCUCUUAAGGUGGCACCGAAAGAAGGAGGCGAAGAAAUGCUUGAGGGAUUCUACGAGUCUGUGUUCAAUGCGAGUUGGCAUCACUUGGUGGAAUUUCCUGAAGGAGAAUGGAUGGGAAUGAUGGUGAGGAGAGGGAAACCACUGCAGUCAUGGACGUACAGGGCGGUUGGCGGCAUUCUCGAAAAGGAUGACAGCGUGGAGCAAUUCAGCCCACCACGUCUCAGGCUUAUGGUGCUCGUCUCGGACAAGGGAUGGCCGUACUCGUGGAUGUUGGAGAAUUCCACUCGUGACUGCUAUGUGAACUGUGAGGUGGAGCGAGUGUGGCAGAUCGUCAAGGGCGAUCUAACCGAAUGGUUCAGCACUCACCAUGGUGAGAGCGACUUUACGCCUGAGGAGCGUCUCUUGAUUGGGACGCCCGGGAUCGGGAAAUCGAUGAAUGCCGGCUCGUACCUCCUCUACCAGCUGCUGCACUACGAUGCGGAGAAACUCCAAGUGGUUGUGUACCGCAUUGCGGAACGAUCCUACCUGUUUGACAAGACCACCGAGACGGUUACACAUUACGCUGAAGAAAGCACGUUUUUGAAGGUUAUGGGGGAACUGUCUGGGCGUGGGAUGAGGGGGUAUAUCAUCCACAACGUGGCCGAGCCUAUUCUUGAACCGUCUGUUCGUUUGCUUCCCAGGGGAUGGUGCAUGAUUGUGGUGACGCCGCCGGAAGAGAGUGCCCGCAGAGGAUGCAAGAAGCAGUUGAGGGGCAGGCGGAUCCUAAUGAAGUGCCCGGAAGAGAACGAUGUGAAGGCAAUGUGCAUGUGGAUGAGGUGCGGGAGUCCUGGGAGGCAAGCGGUAUACUGGCAGGAGGUAAGAGACUACAUGGAUAAGGUGGGACCAAUCCUCCGCGACCUGUUCAGUGAGAGAGAUACUAAUGCACGUCCUUCUGCUACGAGUGAGCCGUGGGAUGGGUUGCCUUAUCAAAUGCACAUGACCACGUUGGCGUGA
Molecule: messenger RNA, 1500 nt
Organism: Trypanosoma cruzi
Lineage: Eukaryota; Euglenozoa; Kinetoplastea; Trypanosomatida; Trypanosomatidae
Product: retrotransposon hot spot (RHS) protein, putative
Exons: 1
Coding region: 1-1500 (499 amino acids)
Source: RefSeq, a predicted model, not a curated record